This is a messenger RNA of Syzygium oleosum, 1492 nucleotides long. Its product is annotated as wall-associated receptor kinase-like 6. Gene Ontology annotation, biological process: cell surface receptor signaling pathway; protein phosphorylation. The coding region runs from base 14 to 559 and encodes 181 amino acids. Gene Ontology annotation, molecular function: ATP binding; protein serine/threonine kinase activity; calcium ion binding. The record is from RefSeq and is a predicted model, not a curated record. Lineage: Eukaryota; Viridiplantae; Streptophyta; Magnoliopsida; Myrtales; Myrtaceae. The transcript is spliced from 3 exons. Gene Ontology annotation, cellular component: plasma membrane.
AUAUCGCAAGGUGAUGCCCUUUUUGCAGUGUUCGUGCCGCUGGGGCUUCACCGGUAACCCCUAUAUUAAACAUGGAUGCAAAGAUGUCGAUGAAUGCGAAGAUCCCAAUCGUUGCCAUGGAAAAAAGUGUGUGAAUCAACGAGGUUCCUAUGAUUGUGUUGAAGGAAGCAAGACAAUCAAGUUUCUCCUCGUAGGUAUCGGAGCAGGCCUAGGGGCACUAUUCUUGCUUCUCUUGUUAUGGCUGUUGUACAAUUUCAUGAAGAAAAGGAAAGAAAUCAAGCUCAAAGAGAGGCACUUCAAAGAGAAUGGGGGUCUCUUGUUGCAGCAACAACUGUGUUCAUUCGAGACCAAUGUUGACAACAACAAAUUAUUCAAUUUUAAGGAUUUGGAGAGGACCACGGACAAUUUCAACAAGAACAGAAUACUCGGUCAAGGUGCGCAAGGAACCAUCUACAAGGGCAUGCUUGCAGAUGGAGGAAUCGUUGCCAUUAAGAAGUCAAAGGCAAUUGAUAAGGGAAAAGUUGAACAGUUCAUUAACGAGAUUGCCAUUCUCUCGUAGAUCAACCAUAGGAACGUGGUUAAGCUACUUGGGUGUUGCUUGGAAACAGAGUCGCCGCUUUUGGUGUACGAAUUCAUAUCGAAUGGGACUCUCUUCCAAUAUUUACGUGACUCUCUCGUAUCGUGGGACACACGCCUUCGAAUUGCUACCGAAGUGGCGGGAGCCUUGUCCUAUCUACAUUCAUCGGCAUCAAUCCCAAUUUAUCAUCGGGACAUCAAGUCUAUUAAUAUUCUCCUGGAUGACAAGUACCGUGCAAAAGUGGCCGACUUUGGCACUUCCAAAUCGCUUUCGCUCUAUCAAACUCACGUGACUACAGCAGUCCAAGGGACAUUCAGUUACUUGGAUCCGGAGUAUUUUCAAUCGUGUCAGUUCACAGAUAAGAGUGAUGUGUACAGCUUCGGUGUGGUCCUCGUCGAACUCCUGACCUGGCGAAAGCCAGUCUCACUUCUUGGAGACGAGGAUCAGAGAAACCUUGCAAGCUAUUUCCUCCUAUCGAUGGACGACAACUGCCUGUUCAACACAGUGGACGAUCAAGUUCUGAAGGAAGGCAAGAAAGAAGGGAUCGUCGCCUUUGCGAACCUCGCAAGAGGGUGCCUGAACUUACAUGGGAAGAUGCGACCUACAAUGAAAGAAGUGGCAAGUGAGCUGGAGCGCAUUAGAAAGCUGGAGAAUCCUGCCAUGAAACAUGAACAUACUCCAAAGAAGAGGGAAACGAGAAUAAGUUGGGAUUCUGCAGGGUCCGCAGACAUAAUCACGAUGUCGGACGUGCAGCCACUCAUGUAUAGCGACUCGAUGUAUAGUAGUUCUUUCUACAUUUUCUUAGAUGGGUGAUUACUUUAAGAAGUUCCAUACGUCGCACUCUUUCUUGAUGGGACAAAAAGCAGAAACUUAAUUGUCAAAUAUCUUAGAAGAAAUUCAGCAUAGAUUGUGAAA